AUGAGUGAUAAUGACAAGCUGUCAAUCUCACAAAAACUAUUAAAGAAAAUAUCUGUCCGAAAUUUAAGUGACAAUACAGUCGGCCAUCAUUCAGAAUCCAGUGAAAGCCUCAGUACGAUGGAUUCCGCUUCUCCUGAAAUUUCAAGCUCACAGUCUAAAGAGCAAGCGUAUCACAGUGACUCUAGAUUCAGAAAAUACGUGCAAUUAGUGGAAAAAAACUUACAAUCGUUCGACGCCGUUAAUGAAUGGGCUGACAUCAUUUCAUUUCUUGGCAGAUUACUCAAAUCUUUUCAAGCUUAUCCUCAAUUUCCUGUCAUACCCCGUAAAGAUUUGGUUGCCAAAAGAUUAGCACAGUGUCUUAACCCAGGUUUUCCAGCUGGUGUGCAUCAAAAGACAUUGGAAGUUUAUGCAUACAUUUUACAUACUAUUGGGUCGGAUCAACUAGCAGAUAAUCUAGCAUUAUGGUCCACUGGCUUAUUUCCUUUUGUACAGUACGCUGCCACUCAUGUCAAGCCUCAAUUGUUGUCAUUAUUAGAAAAGUACUAUAUACCAUUGAAUGGCAGAUUACGGCCUGCUAUGCGAGGUUUCAUCAUAGCUUUGUUGCCAGCAUUAGAAGAAGAAGGAAGUGAAUAUUUUGAUCAAGUUGUUGCAUUGUUGGAAGCAAUAUCAGAAACAGUCGAGUUGCCGUAUUUUUAUUCUUGCAUGUGGUUAGUGAUUAUCAGCAAUCCUGGCCUGCGACCACCAGCAUUGAACUAUUUGUUAAGGAAACUACCCAGAAUAACAGAUAAAGAAGCUGUUGCUAUGGUUUUAGGAGGAAAGGAAAAUGUCAGUCUGAUGGUUAGGGCAUUCUCAGCAACCCUGAAUGAUCAACAAUUACUGGUUCAGCGAGGCAUGCUGGAAUUGUUAGUUCAAAAUUUUGCACUCAAGAACUCCACUAUACCUUAUGAUGACUUGGUCAUUUUGAUGCGAGCAGCUUUGGGUAUUGUGUUGCGUAAAGACAUGUCUUUGAAUAGACGAUUGUAUGCUUGGUUAUUAAGCAACGAAGAAUCAGCACAGGCGCAAAUGCUUUACUUCCAGACUUACGCCGAAAAACCUGCUACACAAGCUGUUCGUAGUAUGCUUCAAUACCAGCAUAACAAUCAUUAUACCACCGUCUCCUGGAAUACACCGGUAGAAUUGGAGCAACAAAGACCUUACAAAAUCUUAAUAUCAUUGAUGGAUAAGUGGGAGAUAGGUCAACCGAUUGUAAAUAACGUAUUCAUUGAUUCUCUGCACAGUUUACGCUCAAUUCAACUAUCUCCAACGGAAGGUGGAAAAACUGAAGUGAUAAGGACAGCUAAUAUGUGGAUGGAUAUGAUUGAACCUUACUUAAUAUGUAGAAAACUGUUUGAAUUGCUGGACAAUGACUUUACAAAUAUAACAUCAUCAUCAUCAUCAUCAUCAUCAUCAUCAUCCAAAACACAUAAAAAGGCUUUCUCAACGUUUGUGGAGAAUCUUGAGUUAAUGGAAUUUGUAGUGGACUCGAUCCAUUUCACAGAUGACGAAAUAAAACAUAUCCAUUUUCCGCUUAUUGUAACGGCUAUGACUAAAAAAAUCAAAGACGCUUUGAUGGAUAAGAACAGCUUUGUGAAUAUACUUCCAGAAAUUGUAAAAUCGAUCAAUUUGAUUUUCGACUUAUUAGAGCGCCUGCCAGAAUCUAUUUUAUUGAACCGCUCAGCACCACCUAUAUACAAUUCAAAGAAUGAACCCAAGACGGAAGGAGGAGAGGAAAAUGCUGUAGGAAGUAAACGAAAACAGUUUAAAACAGGCAUGGAUAUUUUAGAGUACGCAAGGGCAUAUUACGGUUUAGGAAAGCAGAAGGAGAGUGAGAAGAUAAACGGUGACAUCAAUGAAGAGGGUGACCUAUCAGUUACUGAUGAUACGAGCAAACAGCGAAUACAGCAACAAAUGGCAUAUCAAGGUCGAUUAGAAUAUGAUCCAUUGCGAGGUCAGUUACUAGUAAAGGAAUUAGCAGACAAUCUCAGCAAUUUCUUCAUUGACUUUGCUAGCAAUUUUAUUGUUGUGAAUCGAAAUAUGAUGGCCAGAUCUAUGGAAAGUCAACUUGAGCGUAUUUUUUUGGGUGUUUGCUCAGCUAUCAGCUAUAUUGUCAAAUAUGCCGAUGAACAACUCACACUUGAACGUGGCAGAGAAUUUACAGAUGUUCUUAUUAAAUGCUGUGAACAGUUGAGGGUGUUUGGUAUUGUCGAUGCCAGCAUAUCAACGCUGACACUACUAGUAAAACGUAAAAGGUUCAUUCAUUACUCAGUGGUCAAUUCUAUAUUGCAUACCAAAGCCAUAAUGCACACCUUAUGGUGCUUCCUAUUGCCUUCUUCACAACUACUCCACAUGCGGACUGUUGAAUUGUUGUGGCUUCUUAUAGAUGCUUCACCUGCAAUACCCCAUCAAGUUGAAGCACUUAUUUCUAACUAUUUGAUUGUAACAGACGAACAGGAAAGAUUAGACAAUUAUGGAAAGUUUGGAAUUAUUUGGGAGCUGUCAGAAAAUUUACCAGAAGCCAGUACUGUUUUCGCAAGGCCUAUAUUUUUGAUACUAGAUUUGCUAAGAGAAGGUGCUUCGCCGUUAGAACGACGCACUGGAGAUCAAUGGAUCCGACGUCAUUUGAAAAGUUAUGUAAGACUGUUAGAGCCUUUCUUUCUGUCAUUAAUGGAUUCACAGUUACUCUAUCAGAGUGCGAGUCUCUCUGUUGAUUGGAAACAUCAAUCUUUAGUCGAUCAGUCGCAGCAAGAGGGAAAGACAACUUGUUUACCCUACUAUGUGUACAAAAAGUCGUUCGAUAUGGAUGUUGUAGAUUACAUGUUUACUUCUUUGAUCACACUGAUUUCUUUUGGAGGAUUAAGUGUCUUGAAAGCGUUCAAAAAUCACACAAUUAGCCAUGAGAGUAGAAUUGCCAAAUUGGCACAGAGUGUUUUUCAAAUAGACACGAGUGGUUCACUGUCAUCCUUGGAUUUGGUUGUCCUUAUCACCGUUAGGUUUCUUGAAACGGAAGCCAACAAGGAACAGCCAAAAGCUGUUAGAAAGUCUGUCUGUAGUAUUCAACUUCAUGCUGCUGAUGUAUUAUAUCUGAUAGUAUCAAAAUUAGAUUACGUCCAAAUGAGCCUUUUGCAGCAAGUCUAUCACUCUGUUUUGAACAAACUCCUCUUCUGUAUCGAUCAAAAAAUCAUGGAACUUCAACAAAAGUUACUGCACCUAUUACAUGCAUGUUUAGCUAUCAAUUUUGCCAGCGGAAACAGUAGUAGUAACACUUUGCAGCAGUUCAAAGAGAAGUCGUCUGCGCGUAACAACAGCACAAGCUCAUUACACCGUCAACAUCGAAAACGGGAAUCUGCGGGCAGCAUCAACUCAGCUAGCAGUAAUUCUCAAGUAGGGAGCUAUAAUACAGACGCUAUCUCAUUGAUGCAGCAGACAACAGAUCUGCUAGUCAAAUGUAUCCUUGAUGCUUUCACUGUCAAUGAAAAUCGCAUCAUGCAUCAGCAUUGGAUGGAUUUUGUACUUGCUAUUCUCCCUUACAUUAGGCACGGCUUCCGCUGUCUUAUUUUACCUAUUCUCAUGUGUGUGUGUCACCAAAUCAACCUACGUUGUGAUACUAUUGAAAUCAGUCUCCAUGAGAACCAUCAAACGACUGCCACUUGCACUUGCUCCUCAGCAGAGAAGGAAGUGAUGAUUUUAUUGAUGGGAUUAGAAAAAAUGCUGAUGUUUUGCUUAACAGAAAGCCAACUCAGUGACGACUGGUUUAUUCAUUGUUUUGACAAGUUGCAUUUACCCAUUCCAUCUUUACCUCACCACGAAAGCUCUGCUUUAAUUGGAUUUGCACAAGUAGUUCAUUAUGGCUACGAUGCUGCUAUCAUUGGCGGUGGCGGGGACCACCUGCAUCAUUUACACAAGUCUGCAGCCAUAUCCUUGGGAAGACCGCGCGACACUAUCAUGUACCAACUGCCCGUCCUACUACAAAUUUUGUUGAACGUUUGGUAUACAUUUAGAAAGCCGGAAUGGAAUGCCACAGUUAUUGAGACACUAGGCGAUGCGAAAACGGCUGCUAUACUUCAAAGUUUUUCCAACUCUGCAGAUCAGGCAAAAGACCGACUACAAGCGAUCUUUGAAAAAUUGUUUAAAUAUUCUGCAAUGGAUUAUGUGGAGGGCUGGAUAGAGAUUUUUUUCAUGGAAAACCCCACUGCACUCGAAUUCAUUCGCAAUGAUGAUGUUUUACCGCAAGUAAAGCAGCAGCAACAACAACAACAAGACGAUAAGGAACAGCUUACAAAAAAACAGUACAAUAUGAUGGCUAUGUACAUUUUAUCAAACACACUAUCGAGCACGCCGCAGCAUAUCAUUUCGACGUUGUUGGAUAGUACUCGUCAAAGAACGCCUGGCACUUAUCAAAGCAGAAGACGCAAAUUAUUACGCCAAGGCAAACUGUCUCCUACUUCUAUUUUGAGAUUCACCGAGAUUUACUGCGGGUAUAUCCGAAAUCCAGAAGCUCUCGUUCUUCUGUGGCCAAUUAUUCAUCAGUUCUCUAAAGAUUACUUAUCUCAGGCCAGCACCUACAAAAUGUUUUUACCAAGCCUGAUGCGAUUCCUUACGGUUGCCUUGGAGGAACUAAGCAAGUCAAGCACAUAUGAGCAAGAUCGACGUAUGCGAAGAGAUGCGCAAGAGUUAUACCAACGUUGUAUUGAUUAUUGUAUUUUGAUUGCUGGGAAGUCAUUGGAACAACAGAGCUCAUGGAUGAUGCGUGCCACAGGAGCGGCUGGAGGUAGUGGCACUACAACCAAAGCAUCCUCUCUGUCAUCGUCCUCCUUGAAUGUGUCCUUGAAUGACGAUACCUUAUCGGAAGAGAAAAGCAUUCUGGAGCAGUCAUCAACGGGUGAUUUGGUUACUGAUAGUUAUCCACAUAGCAAUUUAAGUCAAAGCAACCUAUCUGUUCAUGUCACAAACGCUGCUGUCAAUACAACCGAGACAGAAUUGAAUACAACAAAUAACAACCAUGCUAAUAUGCGACACAACCCUUCAUUCAGCAGCGUUUCUGAGAUGGAAAAGAGAGCUAUUUGGAAGCGUAAUGAAGAUGCUCUGAUCAACCAAAUCAACCAAUACCUCGCUAGUCAAGUCAUACCCCGUCUGCGUCAAUUAGUAGCUGACAACGACAAAAUUAACUCACUUUUGAAUAACCUAGUUUACUAUGUCAUUGGACCUGCUCUCAAAUCAAAGUCAAAACCACAGGCAGUAAUUAUGGACCAACUUGUUGAGAUGGCUCGGAUGCCUUUUACGUACAAAACAUGGCGAAAAGAAAUAUGGGACAUGUUUAUCGACAACCGCUUCUUCCAUAUGAGCAGCACGACAGCAAGCCAAUGGAUGCGCAUUAUUCAAACCAUAUUUACCAUUGAAAAGGAGCGUAUGACCGAAUUGAUGAUGCGUAUAAGUACAACAGCCUAUUCUACGGCUUUCUUUACCAACAAAGAUCAAGAGGCCCUUAACCGAUCUCUCAACCUGCGCCGCCUAUCCUUUGUGCUUUUAGCCGGUUCGGUCGAUCAAUAUAUCCAUCAGUUACCUUUAAUACAGGAGAAAAUAGUGGAAUUGCUCAAGCUGGAUCAUAAAGAAAUGGUUCAUGUAGAGAUCUACACGUGUUUGAGGAUUAUUUUGAUGCGCUUCUCUCAAAAGCAUCUCAUGAACUUUUGGCCGGUAUUGAUUACAGACUUGAUGCGAUUGUUUAAUUCUUUCAUAGAAUCGGCUACAGCAACAGAGGGGGGAUUCCAAGACAAGCCUGAAGAAGCCCAAGCGCUGUUGGCAGGAUGCAAAUUUUUGGAUCUACUAUGUGCCCUUGAAUUAGACGCGUUUCAGAUUUAUCAGUGGAUUUUCAUCCGUGAUACAGUAGAAACACUGAUCAACAAGUCCUCGAGCAAUGAGGGUCCCAUUCCGCUCACCGAAUCAUUACAUCAAACACUUCAGGUCGACACCAAAAACAACGGUACUACUACAUCAGAAAAACCAGAUGCGUUUGAUUACUCAUUCGCUAAUAGCAGUCAUUUAUUAUCUUCAACCACAUCAUCACCCGCAUCCACUGCAGAACCCUCUUUGGGUCUAUUGAAACGUCCAAUGCUAACCAUGCAUCAUAUCACAUCUAUUCGACAAUUGUCUUUCUUCAUUGAACAUAUUGGACUUUAUGUAUACCAGUCAUCAUUUACAUUAGCUAGACCUGAUUUACCCUUUAUAGAAAGGUUAUUACAGAAUGAUCUUUUAGAGGAAGAAUAA
This is a messenger RNA of Mycotypha africana, 6300 nucleotides long. RefSeq names its product Dopey, N-terminal-domain-containing protein. Gene Ontology annotation, biological process: Golgi to endosome transport. Lineage: Eukaryota; Fungi; Mucoromycota; Mucoromycetes; Mucorales; Mycotyphaceae. The record is from RefSeq and is a predicted model, not a curated record. The transcript has 10 exons. Bases 1 to 6300 code for a protein of 2099 amino acids. Gene Ontology annotation, cellular component: endosome; trans-Golgi network.